CGGGCCCCCAGGCGGGGCGGCGGGCACCGAGUCACCAGGCACAACAGUGGGCUCCGAGUCAACUGGGAUGACCGCUGGCACUGGGUCAGACAUUGGAUCGUCUGGCUGGACAGCGGGCAUCGGGUCACCAGGCAUCAGGUCAUUUGGCUCGACAGCGGGCACCGCGUCAUCUGGCAAGGCACGGGCACCGCGUCAUCUGGCAAGGCCGUGGGCUCCGAGUCAACUGAUAUGACCGCGGGCACUGGGUCAGACAUUGGAUCGUCUGACUGGACAGCGGGCACUGGGUCACCAGGCAUCAGGUCAUUUGGCUCGACAGCGGGCACCGCGUCAUCUGGCAAGGCAGUGGGCUCCGAGUCAACAGGCACGACAGUGAGCACCGGGGCAUCAGGUACCGGAUUGUCUGGCUCGACAGCGGGCAUCGGGUCACCAGGCAUCAGGUCAUUUGGCUUGCCAGCGGGCACCGCGUCAUCUGGCAAGGCAGUGGGCACCGGGUCACCGGGUCACCAGGUAUGACAGCGGGCUCUGAGUCAAUUGGCACGACAGCGGGCACUGGAUCAGGUACCGGAUCAUCUGGAUCAACAGCGGGCAUCGAGUCAACUGGC
Molecule: messenger RNA, 602 nt
Organism: Staurois parvus
Lineage: Eukaryota; Metazoa; Chordata; Amphibia; Anura; Ranidae
Source: the annotation of a GenBank genome assembly